AUGUCCUUCAAAGCGGUCGUUCUAGUCGGAGGCCCACAAAAAGGUGAGGAGGCGAGUGUCUGAACGGAGAAAAGCGGCCGCCCCUUCUUCCUCGCAAAAGGCGACCCUUUCCUGCAUACCAUUCGCCACCACUCGCUUUGCCAAUCAUGAUACUUGCUGCUGGAGCUCUUCUCUCCCUGUACGCCUUCUUUUUGGUGCUCCCCAUCAUCAUUAUGGCUUAUGUGGCACAGCAUCAUCCACUUCGACUUUAGAGUGAUAAAGCUGAACACGUAGAUCACAAAUUUCGAAAGCUUUAGGCCCGAUGUCAUAGAAUUCUGUUGUUUUAGUUUGAUUCCGUAGUUCUACUGUCUAUUAUUCAUUCCCAAAAAUGUGAGUUUUCCAUUAAAAAAAGGUGAUCACUGGCGAAAGUUAACAGCCUAGGUGACGUUAGAUAAAGACUGAUAGGACUCGUUUUAAGAGACCGUAUAACAGAAAAGGGCAAAUAGUAGUUGAAUUAGGGGUUUAUCUUAAAAACAAAGAUUAUAAGUAGACAAUAACAUAAAGAAAACAAUUGAAGUGCGGUCGUUUUUCAGGCACCCGUUUCCGUCCAUUAUCUCUACAAUUGCCUAAACCUCUGUUCCCAAUCGCCGGUGUCCCUCUCAUUGAGCAUCAUAUCGACCAACUCUGUCAGGUAUUCCUGCUCCUGUAAUUUUUCAGAUCUUUCAAGUAGUUCUUCUUUUCCAGCUCUCUGGCCUGUCUGAAAUACUGCUUCUCGGCUUCUUCCCAACGGAUCUCUUCACCGAAUUCAUUGAUCGUUGCCAGAAGACGUACCGUGUCAGCAUAAAAUAUCUCGAGGAACCCACUCCGCUCGGUUCGUUCUUUUUCACCCAUUCCGAACCGGUUCUUAUGCAAUUUGCUUGUCAUUUUUUCCCGAGAACAUAACAAAUGAGGUGGAACGAAAACGAGUGGUUCAGGUUAGGCGGUGUUUUGACUGACGUCGCGGGGCACAAAAAAACUUGAAUAGACCUUUUUAUCAAAAGAAUUAUGAAAGGAAAGACUAGACAGUAUGAAGAGGACAAGAAUGUUUGCUUUUGAAUACCAUUUGACAGAAGAAAAACCAAAGACCAUGACGCUGUUCAGGAACUGCCGGUGGCCUCGUCUCCUUCAAGUCGACAAUCCUUUCUGGAGAUCCAGACGCCGUCUUCGUCAUUAACGCUGAUGUUUGCGGCGACCUUCCGAUCGAGGACAUGGGCGCCAAAUUGGACUCCCUCGCCGGAUCCCGAAUGCUCAUGCUCACAACCGAAGCCACGCGACAGCAAUCGAUCAACUUCGGAUCGGUGCGUUCCUAUUCCAAAUUGGGGAACUUCUUUUCUAUCUCGCCAAAUCAGUUCUUCAGGUGGUGACGGAUUCCGAAGGAAAAGUGGUUCAUUACGUUGACAAGCCUACUACAUUCGUGUCGACGAACAUUUCUUGCGGAGUCUACCUGAUCAAGUCGGAAGUGAUCCGGAAGCUCGAUCUUCCGAUGAACGGCGACGGAAUCUGGCUCGAGACAGACGUCCUUCCGCAGCUCGCAGCCUCCGGGGACCUGUACGCUCUCCACACAACCAGAUGGUGGAGUCAGACCAAAACUGCCGCGUGAGUGUUCAAAAUUGCUGUCACCUAAUAAAAUCAUUCUGAUUUCAGAGCUGUCCUGUACGCCAAUCGCCACUAUCUCCGUCUCUACAAAAAGCGAUACGCAGCCAGAUUGUGCAAGAACGGCGCCCAGAUUAUUGGCGACGUCUUCAUUGAUCCGAGUGCCAAAGUGCAUCCGACUGCGAAGAUCGGUCCGAAUGUUAGCAUCGGGCCGAACGCCGUCAUCGGAAAAGGAGUUCGCAUCAAGGAAUCGAUCAUUCUCCCAGAAGCUGUCAUCGAGGAGUACGCGUGUGUGCUCCAAUCGGUCAUCGGAUGGCGUUCUGUAGUUGGAGUAUGGUCUCGGAUCGAAGGCAUUCCGAUCGAGCCCAACCCAAACUUGCCGUUUGCGAAAGUGAGUGUUUUCUCUGAAUUACAAUCAAGAAGUCAAGGAAUUCUACUAUCAAUGUCUAUUGUUAACUGUUACGAUUUCCAGAUGGAUAACAAGCCGCUGUUCCUGCCGGACGGACGCCUCACUCCAUCCCUGACGAUCCUCGGCUCCGACGUCUCCGUGGCUCCUGAAACGAUCAUUCUGAACUGUGUUGUCCUUCCGUACAAGGAGCUUACUUGCAGUUAUAAAAACCAAAUAAUCCUCUAA
Messenger RNA from Caenorhabditis sp. 36 PRJEB53466, 2245 nucleotides. The record is from the annotation of a GenBank genome assembly. NCBI's taxonomy places the organism in Eukaryota, Metazoa, Nematoda, Chromadorea, Rhabditida, Rhabditidae.